Molecule: messenger RNA, 813 nt
Organism: Pectinophora gossypiella (pink bollworm)
Lineage: Eukaryota; Metazoa; Arthropoda; Insecta; Lepidoptera; Gelechiidae
Exons: 3
Coding region: 316-798 (160 amino acids)
Source: RefSeq, a predicted model, not a curated record
AGCUACGCUAUGAUUGUAUGUUCUUUCUUCAUAAAGUUCAUACAACCUGUUUCUACUCUUAUAAAUUCCUACAUUUAUUCCUACAAUUAUUUAUAACAUUUUUGCUCAAUUUUAGUUUUGGGGUAUAAAACAGCGAAGUCUUUGGUAAAAAUUAUCAGAAGUAGAUCAAGAACCUCCUCGCUGAAAAGAGUUGAGUAACCCCCGCUCCUCAGUGAAGAGAGUUGAGCCCUGAGCGACACCAGCCACCGCUUACCAGCCCUGAGGCGACCCCGGCGCUGUGCAAGUGAACACUUCAAGCUAAAACAAGUUCCACUUAUGAGCACUAUGUCCGAUUCAGAAUUUGAAGUUAUUCCGAAGCAGGGAUCUACAAAGAAGACUCCUGCUGCACGCCAAAUGAAGCGUUCGCGAGCCCCUCCGUCGAUUUCGUCGAUUGACCAGGAGAAUACAAAGAAGAAAUCAAAGACACACGACAUCUUCGGGCUAAGUCACGGGCGCACGGUCGGCAAUGAAGGAAGCGACAAGAGGAUCGUAUCGUACUUCGUGAACAAGGUGGCGAACGGGUCAGAGCGGCGUACAACUAGCUUGGAUGGCGAAUACGUGGUGGACUUGAAGAUAUACCAUGCCAACGACGUGAACAACACUGAUUCAAGAGAAGUCUGGCGCAAGGCUCUUCUACGAAUCAAGCUGCAGACUCCGGAUGACAGCGAUGAGUGGAAGUUGUUACAGAAGCUAGUUACACGAAUUGACAAAAACUUUGAAGAUGAACCACGAUUUUACUCUGACAAACUUGUAGAUUGAACACGAUUGAACAAA